AUGUCCACCUGCAUCUCCUCUCUGGCAGAUGCCAAUAUUGCCAUGGUGACAGGGGCUACAAUCACCCUCUGUGAGAAUACUAUCUAUUCCGUUGGAGCUCCCCUCGAUUCCACAUUCUCAUCCUUUCCUGGCGGACUGCCAUUGAUUGUGGAUGUGGCAGAUGUUACUAUUCAAUGCGGAAUAAGUGGAGCCUCUUCUGGGAAUUGUACCAUGGAGGGUGGCUUUGCACAACUACUACUGGGAAGUCCCAGCGAUGUCACUUCGACGUCCAACAAUUUGAAGGUGAAUGGAUUGACGUUCACCGGUAUCAUGGAAAGUGCGCUGAGCGGAACCUCGGCACCUCGGCCGGUAGUGGCCACCAACUCUGGGACUGGCAUUGUCUUUAAUGAUUGCAUAUUCAAGGAUAUACAAUCGACAGGCUAUGUGGUCUAUGUUGCCCCCGACGCUCUGAUUGGGAUGCAAUUGACGAUACAAAAUUCUGUCUUUUCCAACAUUGGUUUCAGUUUUGAUGCGAUCUAUGCCGAUGCCGAUUCUCAAGUUUCGCUCGAGAAUGUUACCUUUGCCAACAUGACUCACCUGUUGCCAGAAGAUGAUGUCGACAAGUGCGCUGACUUGACAGCGGCCACCUGCGACUACACUAGUUCGCUCAUUCAUUUCCAAAGCCCGUUCUCGAUACUCACCAACAUUGCCGUAUCCGACAGCAUCUUUUACACGGCAAUCUUGGAGACGUCUUUUGAAUAUAUCAUUGAUACUGCUACACCAUUGAUCGAAGUUUCCAACACUAGCAUCUACAACGAGGAGGAUCGAAUAGCCAAUGAGGACUAUUGCGUUGGCGGAUAUGCUGCCGACUUUGAUGUCACCUUCAACAACUGGUACUGCCGACGAUUGACAGCCGUUCACGAUGUGUACGAAUUGUUGAAAUGUGGAAUCGACUGCAACCAAUUCGAUACCUUCACUACCUUUAUCAGUCUGUUGGAAGCGACGGAUUUGUAUGACUCCAUUGCGGACAUGAAAAACAUUACAGUGUUUGCGCCCACCGACUUCGCCUUUACGCGAUUGCCAGAUGGAUACCUUGACAGGCUCGUGGCAAAUGAUACAACUACUCUCAAGGAAAUAUUGCAGUAUCAUUUCACUUCCGAAGAUCCCAUUCAUACUGAAGCAAUUUCAUUUGGUCUUCCAGCAGCUGAAACUCUUCAGGGCGAAUCGGUCUCCUUUACUCCACAAAAGGAUACCUCUGGUGUGCACAUGGUCGAUGGGGCUAGCAUCAUAGUUUCGGAUUGGGAAGAAUCUCCAGGGACAGGAAACAUUGUUCAGGUUAUUGACAAUGUGCUCUUUCCCUCGACGGUCGUGAUCGAUCCGUCAUUAAUUGAAUUGUUGGAAGUCCUUGAGUUGACAGGGAUCCUCAAUGCUGCACUGUCCAUCGGGUAUGAACCAGAAUUCAACAUUUCCAAGACUUAUACCUUCUUUGCUCCCAGCAAUGAAGCCUUUGCCAAUUCUACUCUGGUUCAGGGCUUGUUGAAUGUUACUGGCAAGACGCAGGCUCAAAGGGGCGAAGACAUUGAGCAGCUGGAACAGAUUUUCAUGCACCACUUUUUGGAAGGCAACUAUAGCAUGGAAGACUUCCAAGACGUUGCAGCAUUUUGCUGGGAACAGCCAUCACUUGCUGGAAAGAACAUCAAGUUCACGACGGUGGGCUUCAAUCUCACGUUGAACGAUGAUACUUUGAAUGAGACUAGGGUCGAUGUGCAAGCGCAUCAUGGGGUGUUACAUGUGAUUGAUGGUGUUUUGGACCCCAAUGAGAUUUCGAGCUGUUUCAACAUUGCAGGCGCCGUCGGGAUUUCAUUGAGUACUGCUCUUUUGGCUACAAGUGUAUUGGGAGUGACAUUUGCUUUACUUGUGUAA
Messenger RNA from Cylindrotheca closterium, 1902 nucleotides. NCBI's taxonomy places the organism in Eukaryota, Bacillariophyta, Bacillariophyceae, Bacillariales, Bacillariaceae. The record is from the annotation of a GenBank genome assembly.